Molecule: messenger RNA, 2212 nt
Organism: Clarias gariepinus (North African catfish)
Lineage: Eukaryota; Metazoa; Chordata; Actinopteri; Siluriformes; Clariidae
Gene: ccni
Product: cyclin I
Exons: 7
Coding region: 281-1321 (346 amino acids)
Biological process (GO): regulation of cyclin-dependent protein serine/threonine kinase activity; mitotic cell cycle phase transition
Cellular component (GO): cyclin-dependent protein kinase holoenzyme complex; nucleus; cytoplasm
Molecular function (GO): cyclin-dependent protein serine/threonine kinase regulator activity
Source: RefSeq, a predicted model, not a curated record
UUUCUUUCUUUUUCAGUCCCUCCUCGGAAGUAUAGACGCGUUAGUCUAUAUUCCGUUCAUUUUCUUUUUUUCUUUUUUGAUACAUGCAAUAACCCCGCUUAAAUUCUUUACACAAAAUGGAGACGAAGACGGGAUUGUAGAGAUGCCUCGAUCCGCUCUGUUCUUUUAUUUAAUCUCAGUUUAAUGGACCGGAUGAUCUCCGAGUCGGACUGCGUUUCCCACAGCCUUGCAGGGGAGGUUGCCGUAUCCAGUGGGGAGGUAGGCUUUUCCUGGGUUCGCGAUGAAGUUUGACGAACCCACGGAAGGCCAGAAGCUGUCUUUUCUCCUGGAGAAGGCCGCUUCUAGGGAAGCCCAGCUGUGGAGAAGCUAUGUGCCUAAGAAACCAGCCAACCAGGAUACAGAUAUCUCCCCUGCCCAGCGUGACGAGGCCGUGCAGUGGCUCAUUGAUGUGCACCGGUGCUUGAAGCUUUAUCCAGAGACCCUCUGUUUGGCCAUCUCCAUACUUGACCGCUUUCUCUCCACCAUUAAGGCUCGUCCCAAGUACCUGCGCUGCAUUGCUAUCACCUGCUUCUUCCUGGCAGCUAAGACAAGUGAAGAGGAUGAGCGUAUCCCUGCUCUUAGAGAGCUGAUCAGCAGCAGUGCUUGUGGAUGCACUCCUUCAGAGGUGCUGAGGAUGGAGAGGAUCAUUCUGGAUAAACUCAACUGGGACCUGCAUGCAGCCACUCCCCUUGAUUUCCUGCACAUUUUCCACGCAAUGGUGUUCAGCUGCAAGGCUGCCAGUUCUGGCGUGUUACUGGGACUGAACCGAUCACAGCACCUUGCCCUGCUCACUCAGGAGCUGCUGCACUGCCUUUCCCAUAAUGCACUGCUGCAGGAGCAUGGCUCCAUGCUGGCCCUCGCUCUCGUCACGCUGCAGCUGGAAAAUCUCUGUCCUGAUUGGCUCGCUCUUGCUGCCGACCUGCUGCGCAAAGUUCAGAUUGACAGCUCCAAGCUGAUCGGCUGCCGAGAGCUAGUGGCACGUUGUCUCUCCACACACACGGCAUCCCUGCCUCCCAACACUGUGUACGUCUGCCACCCCCUGCAGACCCCACACGACCCUGGCGUGACCUUUCACCCUGUCCUCCCCACUCUGCCACUGCGCAGGAAGCCGUCGACCAAGCGCAAGGUGGAGAAGAUGGAUGUGGACGAAUACUUUGAUGGCAUCAAACGUCUUUACAACGAGGAGGAACUAGGAGGAGGGGGUGGGGCUAAUUCAGGGUACCAGUCCAUAGAGGGUGGUUCUCCGCCAUGCCCUGCACUCCAGCCUGUAACCGUCUCCUAGCAACACGCCCGGGGUUGAAAUGGGGCCAGACCGCAGUUACGUCAGCUUCCCUCAGUCCUCUAGAGCAGAACAGAGCUAACACAUACACACACAUGCUGCAGUUAUUCCAUAACCACCUGUCUGUCAGUUCUAAUCACAAGAUCAUGCUGAAAAUGUGAAAAAAAUGAAACUUCAUGUAGGAGGUACUACUCCCCAUCCCACUCAUGCAUACUAAAAUGUCUGCCUCUGUAUAUCAAUGUCAUACGUCUCACUUAUAUCUGUGAAUUUUUUUAUUUAACUGUUUUCUCGUCUGACUGCUGAGUUCAUCGCAUGUGCUUUUCUUUUUUUUGUCUGAGUGCAUGACACUCCUGAAUGUUAAAUUAGCUAAAUUUAAUUAAAGCUAUGAUUUUAUAAUGCCAUGUUUUAAAUAAUUAGAACUAAAAUAUAUUAAGAAAAUUAAUUUAAGAAUAUAUAACCAUGUUCUCUCUCUCUCUCUUCCCUAUUCUUUUCUAUUCUGUUGUUCUGUCCUGGCUGUUUAGCCUUUCUUUUCACCAUGUCUUAGCCAUUUAGGUGUGUGUGUGGUUGAACAGUGAUGAGAUCCCUAUCGCCUCUCUUAAAAGAGCAUUAAUGAAGAAUUCAUGUGCACACACCAUCCUAAUCACACAUGGCACAAGAGACUGUAGUGUUUGAAAAGAUGAUGUAUCUGUAGGAUCAUUUUAACAAAAAAAAACGGUUGGAAAAAAAAAUACAAAACCUGUUGAAAUGGCACAAAAAAAGUUUUAGACUAUUAUCAUUCCUUUUUCUGUCAUAAUCUUUCUUCUCUGGCUCUGUUCUUCUCUGGAGGGAGGAGGGGCGCCCGCACUGCUGAAACAUCGCCAUAAAGGUUGAAAUAAAUGGAAACCGUCUACUACA